Pygocentrus nattereri (red-bellied piranha) is the source of this 963-nucleotide messenger RNA. Its product is annotated as olfactory receptor 52K1-like. The transcript has a single exon. Gene Ontology annotation, biological process: G protein-coupled receptor signaling pathway. The record is from RefSeq and is a predicted model, not a curated record. NCBI's taxonomy places the organism in Eukaryota, Metazoa, Chordata, Actinopteri, Characiformes, Serrasalmidae. Gene Ontology annotation, cellular component: membrane. Bases 1 to 963 code for a protein of 320 amino acids. Gene Ontology annotation, molecular function: olfactory receptor activity; G protein-coupled receptor activity.
AUGGUAAUGAGCAGCAUCCAAGAUCUUCCUGCAGAAAAUAUUUCUUUCACGGUUUUCAAACUGAAUGGUUUCUAUUCUUUGGGAGAAUGGCGGCGCUUUCUAUUCAUCCCAUAUUUCUUUAUGCUUUUAUUGUCUACAACCUCAAACUCUGUUCUGAUAUAUUUAAUUAUCACCCAGAGAGCUCUGCACUCUCCAAUGUUUGUAUUAAUUGGUCUAAUGUCUGUUGUGGAUUUGUUUAUGCCAAUAUUUUUUGUACCAAAUAUGCUGCUCAGCUUUUUAUUUGACUGGAAUCAGAUUUCACUGGUGGACUGUUUAAUACAAAUAUUUUGUGUUCAGUAUGUUGGUGCAUAUCAGUCUACUUUACUGCUGUGGAUGGCUCUGGAUCGGUUCUUUGCUAUAUGCAGACCUCUUUCUUAUCACAAUUAUAUGCAAAUGCCCAACUUUCUAAAGUUUAUUAUUGUCCCAGUACUUAGAAAUACACUCUUAAAUAUCACAAUGGUUUCUUUGGCUGGAAAACUAAAUUUUUGUAUGAAAAAUGAGAUGGAUCACUGUUUUUGUGAACACAUGGGGUUGGUUCAGCUUGCAUGUGGAGAUACUUCAACUAAUAACUUACUUGGACUUGCGUCUGCUUUUCUAGUAUCAACUUCAGAUUUUGUUUUUAUUACUAUUUCUUAUGUAAUGAUAUUUGCUUCUGUAAUGAAAUCAGGGAAGUCCAGCAUGAAGGCCAUCAACACUUGCAUAACACAUAUAAUCAUCAUCACAUUUAGUUUAGUAUUUGCCUUGAUGGCUUUUUUGUCUUAUAGAAUUAAAAAUAAUUUUUCUCCAAGCAGCCGUAUUUUCAUUAGUACAAUGUAUGCACUUUUUCCAAGCUGUUUCAACCCAAUUAUUUAUGGAAUAAGAACAAAAGAAAUAAGGCAGCAGUUGGUAAAAUUCUUUAACCAUGUGAAAGUCUUACCACAUUAA